AUGGAUCCAGCGGAUCGCCGUGUCUUGCGGGGUCCGACGGUGACACUGUCUUCACCACUCACUGACACCCUCCAAUCCAAACCCUCUCUCUCUCUCUCUCUCUCUCUCUCUCUUUCCCUCUCUUCUUCUUCCCUUUCUUUUUCUCUCUCUCUUUCCCUCUUUCCCUCUCCUCUACUCUCUUUCUCUCUAGCUGUCCCUCUAUUAUGGUCUGUGAGACUCUCGGAAGCUUGUCCUCCAUCUUGCAGCAGCCUCAUCCCUCCGCAUCUAUCUCACACUUCUCCUUUUACUACCCUGACCCCUCCCUUCCUCCCAUCUACCCUGCAGCUAGCCUUCCAGCCCGAUUGGAUCAGUGAUCUGAUUUGGUCCCCGAGGUGCCACUGCUCGUCGUCAGCCUGUUUGCGACCUCUCCCUGAUUCAUUCUACCCCUUCGUGUCCAUUGUUGUAGUCGUUCCAGAAAGCUUCCAUAUUGCCUGUGCGCUUCGCCUUCCAGUGGUUCGAGAUUUGGUUUUUACUUCCUUCAAACCUUUUGCGUUUCGAUGA
Molecule: messenger RNA, 540 nt
Organism: Aspergillus niger
Lineage: Eukaryota; Fungi; Ascomycota; Eurotiomycetes; Eurotiales; Aspergillaceae
Exons: 1
Coding region: 1-540 (179 amino acids)
Source: RefSeq, a predicted model, not a curated record